CAGGAAGCUAAAUAAUUAUCUCAAGAUGCCGCACUCAAUAUCUCCGGAGUCAACUCCAGCAGAGGAUUCCUCCAUGCCCCACGUCAACGCCCAGCCCUUAAAGUCCGAACCUUCAACUCCGUCCAAGGAUAUCGCAAUGUCGGAUGCCCUAAGUUCCCCCGAAGACUCCAAAACGAAAGUCAAUCUCGAAGGUCUGUUCGACGAUGAAGACUCAGAUCUCGAAUUCCCUUCCAGCGCAUCGCAAAUCAAAUCCGAGGAAGAACCGUCACAGCCGGAGCCGUUCAGGAUAACAUCGAGAUCGACCUUCUCCGACCCUGAAAUCAUGCGCGCGUUCUACCAACGCCUCUUUCCGUUCCGCUAUCUCUUCCAAUGGCUCAACCACAACCCCACCCCCUCCAACGAUUUUGCACAUCGAGAAUUCGCUUUCACGCUUCCCAAUGACGCGUAUCUGCGGUACCAAUCCUUUCCUACAGCUGAUCUGCUCCGCAAGCAAUGUAUACAACUGCUUCCGUCUCGUUUCGAAAUCGGUCCCGUGUACUCGACGAAUCCCCGCGACCGAAAGACUGUGAGGAAAGCCAGCGCUUUUCGCCCGUUGACGAAGGAACUAGUGUUUGAUAUUGAUAUGACGGAUUAUGACGAUGUGCGGACAUGUUGUACUGGCGCUAGCAUUUGUCAUAAAUGUUGGGCGUUCAUCACUAUGGCGAUAAAAGUCGUCGACGUCGCACUACGCGAUGACUUCGGCUUCAAGCACAUCCUCUGGGUCUAUUCCGGUCGUCGAGGGGCCCACGCCUGGGUGUGCGACAAGCGAGCCCGAGAGCUAGACGACAGCAAGCGACGUGCCAUUGCUGGAUAUCUUGAACUCCUUAAAGGUGGAGAUCAGGGCGGGAAGAAGGUUAAUGUGCGACGGCCUCUGCAUCCGCACCUCGAUCGCAGUCUCAACAUCCUGAAAGAGCAUUUCCAGACAAGUAUCUUGAUUGAGCAAGACCCCUGGGCUGAAGAAAAAUACGCACAUCUACUUCAGCUCCUACCAGACCCGACACUCAGAGCUGCGCUGCAAAAGAAAUGGGAUUCCAGCCCUUCUCGCCCCAGCACCUCAAAAUGGUCCGACAUCGAUAAUCUCGCGAAAACUGGUGCAUUGUCCAAAACGUCUAAGGAAUUGCUCGAAGCAAAGCAGGACAUCGUUCUCGAAUACACAUAUCCGCGUCUUGAUGCCGAGGUCUCCAAGAAAUUGAACCAUUUGCUGAAGUCACCAUUUGUAGUCCAUCCCGGGACUGGAAGAGUCUGUGUGCCGAUUGAUACGAGGAAAGUCGAGGAAUUCGAUCCGUUGAGUGUGCCAACGGUGACGCAGCUGUUGAGUGAGAUUGAUGAGUGGGAGGGAGAGGGCGAGCAGAAGGUGCAGGAUUGGGAGAAGACGAGCUUGGUUCCCUAUGUGGAGUUCUUUAGAACGUUCGUAGGCGGCUUAUUGAAGGAGGAGAGGCGCGGACUGAAAAGGGAGAGAGAGGAGGGUGGAGAUGAAAUGGAGUUUUGA
This is a messenger RNA of Lindgomyces ingoldianus, 1528 nucleotides long. RefSeq names its product prim-pol domain-containing protein. Gene Ontology annotation, biological process: DNA replication, synthesis of primer. Gene Ontology annotation, cellular component: alpha DNA polymerase:primase complex. NCBI's taxonomy places the organism in Eukaryota, Fungi, Ascomycota, Dothideomycetes, Pleosporales, Lindgomycetaceae. The record is from RefSeq and is a predicted model, not a curated record. Bases 26 to 1528 code for a protein of 500 amino acids. The transcript is spliced from 2 exons.